Messenger RNA from Lethenteron reissneri (Far Eastern brook lamprey), 2808 nucleotides. Its product is annotated as sushi, von Willebrand factor type A, EGF and pentraxin domain-containing protein 1-like. NCBI's taxonomy places the organism in Eukaryota, Metazoa, Chordata, Hyperoartia, Petromyzontiformes, Petromyzontidae. The record is from RefSeq and is a predicted model, not a curated record.
GUUACCCCCCGCGGGCCGGAGUCACGCGUUCCGCAUUUGUGAGUGGUCACGCCUGGAUAGUCACGCCUGGAGAGUCAUGUGACGGAGCUCUGCGUCCCCAGCGAAGAGCGCAGAGCGAGCGCGCAGUCGAUCGGAGCAGAGCUGUUGGAGUCGUGCUCCGGGCAGGAGCGUGGGGGCGUCCCAGCGUGUGCGUGCAGGUAAGAGCUGAGGGGGGGGGGGCAAUGCGUGGUGCCGAACCAUGAGGGUCUUGUGCAGCGUCCCCGCUCCUCUCCCGGCUCGUUGCUGCCUCCUCCACCGCCUCCUUCUCAGCCCCCUCCUCCUCCUCCUCGUGCUACUGUUGCUCCGUUGCUCCGCGCCACGUGUGGUUUUGGCUCAGGCCUUGAGCGAGGAGGGGGGCCGCCCCUUGGAAGCCCUCGUCCUAAGCCUCGUCCCCGUGAACUGCACCGGUCACGACAACUCCACGUGCGCGCCCUGCCCCCCAGGGUCAUUCUCCAACGCCAGUGUGCCCACGUGCGCGUGUUGCUCCGUGGGGGGCUGCCAGUCAUCCCUGAGUUGCCGCCCGUGCAGCCCGGGGUCUCACCAGCCCGCGGGGGGCCAGGCCCAGUGUCUCCCGUGCGCGCCGGGCUCCUACUCACAGGAGCCGGCUCAGCGGCUCUGCUCGGCGUGCGCCCCCGGGAGCUUCGCGCCGCGGCCCGGGGACUCGAGCUGCCUCCCGUGUCCCACAGGCGAGUCCCGCGGGGACAGCGCCGAGACAACUCCCGUGUCGUCAUCUCCUCGCCCUCGUCUCCAUCCACCCACCCGCUCGUUACCCGUUACCUGUUACCCGUUACCCAUUACCCGUUACCCGUGUUUCGGGUUCGUUGUCGGACUAUUUGGCGCCGUCCGUCUUUGUUUUUUUUCAUGUGUCUCUCUUUAGCUUGAAGCAGAGCAGUUGCCUCUUAACGUGCGUGGGGGGUGCAUAGAAUUGUAGAGGAACAAUUAUUCAUUAAGGGGGGUUGGGGGGGUGCAGCCCUAAAAAGUCUUGAAACUCAGUGAGGUUUUAAUGGAAAAAUAAAUGGAAUGAGGAGUGGCUCCGGUGAAGCCGUGGGCGAUGACACUUUGGGGGGGGCUCAUUUCACAGGAAGCUUCAUGCCGGGAUCGAACUCAUCCACGUGUCUCCCCUGCGCACCGGGGUCGUACAGCUCGGAGCCCGGCUGGUCUGUGUGCCUGCCGUGCGAGACGGGAUUCAACUGCAGUCGAGAGCGCUGCACGGAGUGUGAGCUGUGUCCAGGCGGGUGGCAAACGGCAGGGCGCGGUGCCCAGCAGUGCCAACCCUGCCCUGCAGGGCAGCAGAAGUGGGAGGGCGUCGUGUACUGCACUCCGUGCCCCGGUGGCUACUACCAGCCCCAAGAGGGACAGCAGGGAUGCCUGCUGUGUCCUGAAGACUACUACUGCCCGAGUCCCGAAAAGGCGCCGCUCCCGUGCCCCGACGGCGCCUUCUGCCCCGCGGGGAGCCAAGAGCCGUCGCCGUGCGUGCCGCCGUUCCUGCGCCGGGGGGGAGACCACUGCUCGCCGAGUCCCCUGCUCAUCGGCCUCGUGUCGGGCAGCGCGCUGGCUCUGCUGCUGUUGCUGUUCCUCGCUCUCAUCCACUGCAAUCGGCGACUCCGCGCCGAGCCCGGCGCCCGCACGCCACUGCUGUGGCACUCGAGGCAAAGACGCGGCGACAGGGUCCAGGACCAGGAGCCCAUGUACACAGGGUGGUGACCGAGGACCCGGCAGCCCUCGUCGACAAACCCACCAGGCCAGCCGCCCAGUGGUCAAUACCCAGCAUUCAUCGAGCCACAGGGCGGUGAAGCAGCAUCCGGGGCUUGACGAUGGAGCACCUAGAACCUGAGCGUCCAGCACUCAUCGCCCGGCACCAUCGACAACACGCGCUGGCGACACAGCACCAAUCGGCACCCAGCGUCAUCGGUACGCCGUUCACGCAGUGUUGGUGAUGGGAGCAUCAGGCAUCGGCAACACGCAAGCUGGCGUAGGGACAUUGAGCAGCCAGCAUCAUCGGCGGAUUUUCUGCACCACGGGCAAAUGAAUCUCCCCGUAUCAAGGCACUUGGGUUUGCAGUCGAGCAGCCAAUGCCACCAGAACUCGGCACAACCAACACGGAGCUUAGCGUCUCCAUUCAAUGACGCACUUUGCGUCGAUGUAACGAGGUGGCAAAAACUGAAGGCGUCAGCUUCUGACCUGCACGACCCAGGGGGAGACCCUGCGACUGUCUGGUAACAAGGUCAAAUACGCGCUUUGCUUCCUGAAGUGUUAGCGUAAUGGCUUAUAACGUUCGAAGAUUGUGUUGUGUUGUUCAUGCCACUGAUGAAGUAUGUGCUGCUUCGGCCAGAGACCCAGGCAUUCCAGUCUACCAAUUAUGACGACCUGUAAUGGGGCCCUCCCGGCAAUGCCUUUGUCCAUAAAACAGAAGACAAAGUCAUAGUGCUUCAGGCUACUUUGUGUAAAUACAUGCAGCUGUAUAUGCAACGACUCUAUACACCUGUCAGGCAUUUAACUCAGGUGGUGGGGAGGGGGGAGAUAGCCGAGUCUCAAGGGACAGCAGAGCGGUCGGAUCGAGAAAGCCGAGGUUGCACGCUGCUUCCAGUCGGUGCCCAUGUUUGGACCGCGUUAUACUUUUGCUACUGUACAAUAAAGUUUAAUCACAAAUGAUGCCUUCACGCUUUUCUCGGAAUAGGUUGGUCGAUGACAAAACAUUCUUCUCGAGGCACACACUGGCUUUGUUUCUUUCCAUUAAGUUAUCAAGUUGUUUAUUAUUACGUUUUUAAA